This is a messenger RNA of Peromyscus californicus insignis, 1980 nucleotides long. RefSeq names its product thromboxane A synthase 1 (gene Tbxas1). Bases 150 to 1751 code for a protein of 533 amino acids. NCBI's taxonomy places the organism in Eukaryota, Metazoa, Chordata, Mammalia, Rodentia, Cricetidae. The transcript has 13 exons. Gene Ontology annotation, molecular function: monooxygenase activity; thromboxane-A synthase activity; heme binding. The record is from RefSeq and is a predicted model, not a curated record.
AGCACAUUUGGGGACCCACUUGAUGUGACCUGCUGCUGGUUAUCAUUUCUUCCUCCACCACCUGCAUACAGAUCAGGACUCCUACCGGGGCAGGAGAUCAACGCUCUCUGUCCUCCAGACGACCACCCCUCUGGGGUCUCAGGGGAACAAUGGAAGUUUUGGGGUUUCUCAAGUUGGAAGCGAGUGGCACCAUGGUUACUCUGACCCUGUUUGUGGCUCUCCUGGCCCUCCUGAAAUGGUAUUCCACAUCGGCAUUCUCAAGACUGGAGAAGUUGGGCAUCAGACACCCCAAGCCCUCUCCUUUUAUUGGAAACUUGAUGUUUUUCCGCCAGGGUUUUUGGGAGAGCCAAUUGGAACUCAGGGAGCAAUAUGGGCCUCUGUGUGGGUACUAUCUUGGUCGUCGGAUGUAUGUUGUCAUUUCUGAACCAGACAUGAUCAAGCAGGUGUUGGUUGAGAACUUCAGUAACUUUUCCAACAGGAUGGCCUCAGGUCUGGAACCCAAGCCGGUAGCAGACAGCAUCCUGUUGUUACGUGACAAAAGAUGGGAAGAAGUCAGAGGUGCCCUGAUGUCUGCUUUCAGUCCUGAAAAGUUGAAUGAGAUGACACCACUCAUCAGCCAAGCCUGUGAACGUCUCCUGGCUCACUUAAAACACUAUGCAGCAUCAAGAGACACAUUCGACAUCCAGAGGUGUUACUGCUGUUACACCACAAACGUGGUGGCCAGUGUGGCCUUUGGCACCCAGGUGGACUCCCAGAACGCUCCGGAACACCCCUUUGUGCAACACUGCCGGCGUUUCUUUGCCUUCUGUAUCCCCAGGCCCCUCCUGGCUUUAAUCUUAUCAUUUCCAUCCAUAAUGGUCCCAUUGGCCCGGAUUCUGCCCAAUAAGAACCGAGAUGAACUGAAUGGCUUUUUUAACAAACUCAUUAGGAAUGUGAUUGCCUUACGGGACCAGCAAGCAGCAGAAGAGAGGCAGAAAGACUUCCUGCAGAUGGUGCUGGAUGCCCGGCACUCCACAAGCUCUGUGGGUGUGGAAGACUUUGACAUGGUCACAGAAGCCCUGUCCUCUACCAAGUGCACCGUGGACCCUCCCCAAAGAAGCCACCCUACGUCCAUGUCUAAGCCUUUAACCCUGGAUGAAAUUGUGGGCCAAGCCUUUAUCUUCCUCAUCGCUGGCCAUGAGAUCAUCACUAACACACUCUCCUUCAUCACAUACCUGCUGGCCACCCACCCUGACUGCCAGGAGAGACUUCUGAAAGAGGUGGACCUCUUCAUGGAGAAGCAUCCAGCCCCUGGGUACUGCAGCCUGCAGGAAGGCCUGCCCUAUCUGGACAUGGUGAUUGCAGAGACCCUGAGGAUGUACCCACCAGCUUUCAGAUUCACACGGGAGGCAGCACAGGACUGUGAGGUGCUGGGACAGCACAUCCCCGCAGGUACAGUGCUGGAGAUAGCUGUGGGUGCCCUACACUACGACCCAGAGCACUGGCCAUACCCUGAGAUCUUUGAACCUGAAAGGUUCACAGCAGAGGCUCGGCUUCAGCAGAGACCCUUCACAUACCUGCCCUUCGGAGCUGGCCCCAGGAGCUGCCUCGGAGUGCGGCUGGGGCUGCUGGUGGUCAAGCUGACAGUCCUCCAGAUCCUACACAAGUUCCGCUUUGAAGCCAGCUCUAAGACUGAGGUUCCACUUCAGCUAGAAUCCAAAUCUGCCCUAGGCCCCCAAAAUGGAGUCCACAUCAAGAUUGUGUCACGUUGACAGAGAAGUCAAGUAGAAAGCACUUUGUGAUGAUGACAUCUGCAAGUCCUGUUUGAAGGGCUCCCCCCGGGAUUCCAACAAAAGUCUGGUGUGGAGACAGAAAUGUUUAAAAAAAUACAGAGAUGGUAUCUUUAUCUUAGGGUGAUUAAAAGGGUACCUGGCACUUGAGCAUGUUAUUUAUGUCACAGGUCCUGGACGUUUAAUAAAUGUUUGUCACGCUUCAUUUUGA